Messenger RNA from Caenorhabditis bovis, 771 nucleotides. Lineage: Eukaryota; Metazoa; Nematoda; Chromadorea; Rhabditida; Rhabditidae. The record is from the annotation of a GenBank genome assembly.
AUGGACUCACAACUCAGCAUUGGAACACUUUUGACUGCAGCCCGACUCAUUGAGUCUCAUCUUCCUCUUGCCACUUCAUCGGCUUCAGGAACAACUCAAUUCGUUUUCGAUGGUGAGAAUAAAAAUGAGCUUCGCUCGAUUCUCAGCGGAAAACUUAAGAUUGAUAAGAAGCAUUGCUUCAAGGCUUCAACCUCAUCGGAUCCGUAUUGUACUACGCCACCUUCGAGAAAAUCAUCAAAGCAUAGCCGUGCGGCUCACAAUGAGCUUGAGAAGACUCGAAGAGCCAAUCUCCGAGGAUGUCUCGAUCAAUUGAAAUCGCUUGUGCCGUCGAUCUCGGACGCCGCUAGAAAUACCACACUGGCCUUGUUGACGCGCGCACGUGACUACAUUAAGGAGCUCGAUGAAGACAACGCCAAUCUUCAGCGGCUGAAACAACUCAAGGAGGCCGAAAAUGCCGCUUUGGCUGCUGAGCUUGAGCGCCUCCAAAAGGCGGUGAACGAUACAAAUUCGAGACCUGAAAGCUGCGCUUCUUCAUCGUACACGGCCAGCAGCCCAUUACUUAUCGAAUUCUCUCCAUCGACAAAACCGCAUUAUCAUAAUGAUUCACCGAAACCCAUAAUUAUUGACCCCAUCGCUGAUGGUCUCUUGCCGGCUGUUCCGUUGACCUACCCCAGACCAUAUAUCUACCCUCAAACUGUACUCGAUCUCUUAGAACUCCAGUCUCCCAAACUUGACGUGUCUCGCUACUUGCCAAUCAAUCUCCGCGUAUGA